GGCGGCGGGAAGGUGAAGGGGAGGGGGUGGUUUGCAGUUGUUGCGCAGCGUCGCUGAUGUGAGGCGGAGAGAGAGAGAGAGAGAGAGAGAGACGAGAGUCUGCAUCGCUGGAAUCGUUCAGUCAGGCUCCUUAGAAACACCAUGAACCCAGUAUACAGUUCACCUGCUUCGGGGGUUCCAUAUGCAAAUCCGAAAGGAAUUGGAUACCCAGGUUUUCCAGUGGGUUAUGCAGCAGCUGCUCCUGCCUUUUCUCCUACAAUGUAUGCUGGUACAAACCCAGCCUUCCAGACAGGUUAUACACCAGGCACACCUUAUAAAGUAUCAUGUUCUCCAACCAGUGGAGCAGUGCCACCUUAUUCCUCCUCUCCCAACCCAUACCAGACAGCUGUAUACCCGGUUCGAAGUGCCUAUCCACAGCAGAAUCCUUAUGCGCAGCAAGGCACUUACUACACACAGCCUCUAUAUGCUGCGCCGCCUCAUGUAAUUCAUCACACCACAGUUGUUCAACCGAAUGGGAUGCCUGCUGCUGUGUACCCACAACCAAUUCCAUCACCCAGAGCAAAUGGUGUUGCCAUGGGAAUGGUAGCUGGGACCACUAUGGCAAUGUCAGCAGGCACUUUGUUGACGACUCAUUCCCCAACACCAGUAGCUCCUCAUCCCGUUUCCUUGCCUGCUUAUAGGACUCCGGGAACGCCUACCUACAACUAUGUACCCUCACAGUGGUGAUCAACCAGUAAAUGAAAAUGUUGAAAGGUGGGAGAUAUGCAAUCAAACAAGUCUUAACACUUGGUGCUGAAUCCCACAUGCCUCCAACCAGGAUCCUUCCUUCCAGCACUUCAAUGCUCUCAACACUUGCCAAACACUACCAAAAAAGUCUGGGAAGAUUAUCAUGGCUGCAUAUCUUGCAUCUUGGAACUCAGCAGUACUCAAGUCUUAUGGCAAAACCUGUUUUGUGGACUGUCUUGCAAUUUUAUAGAUUACACGAAAGGGAGUAUAAGCAUAUUUGGAUUCAUAUCUAGUUCAAUGCAUGUUACAAAAUGCUUGCUCAAAUCUACCUGCAAUGACUAAUGCAAACCAUCAUAUGCAAAAUCCAAAGGAACCGAGGUUCAAAAAUAUUUUGCAACCUAAUUUCAAUAAUGCAGAGUCUUAUUGUAUGUAAUGUUUUUAAAAAAAAAAAGUUGUGCAAGUGAAUUUAUGCAGCUCACCAGGGAAAAAAAGCUUCUGGCUGAUCUGUUGGACUGGAUUUUUUUUAACGGGAGCAGUUAAAUUUCUUUAGCCAGAGUAUUCAUUUGCAUUUACAGCACAGCACUUGGAGGUGGAGUUCAAGUAGGCAUGAAAUAAAACCUACAGGCAUUGUCUUGACAGUCCUUUUUUCAUUUUAAACUGUUAGAUUCAGUGUGACAUUAGAGAAGAAGGCAGCAGUAGAGAUUAAAGUGAGACAAAUGGAGCAAAUGUGCAGGCAUACUUUAAAUGCAUCUGGAACAGCCAGUAAUUGGGGAAAUAGAAGUAUUUUUCUAUUCUUUGAUUUAAUAUUGCAGUAUUGUUAUAAAUGCCUCUGAUUUAAAAUCAUGACAUUUGAUGAUUUUUCGCCUUUUAAUUUGGGAACUAUUUUAUAACUUUUUCCCUGUAACAAGUUUUUCCUGUGGGUUUUUGUCAAAUGCAAAUCACUGAUUAUCAUCUUGGAUAAUAGAUAAUAUAACAUACAAUUUUUUUUCAAAUUUGUUUCCUCACAUUAUAGGCCUCAUUUCUUUUAAGCAUUGUAUGUUAUUGGAUGCUGCCCAGUAUUGAGUGCGUAAUAUUGGCAACUAUUUAUAAAGCCCACAUAUAAUUUUUAUCAGUCUUAUUUGAUUUUGUUCCAGGUUGUUUAUCACAUAGGAUGACUUCAUUAGUCAAGCAAAAUUGAAUAACAUUUUGAAGGCAUUUAUGACUAAUGCUUCUGAAUAUUUAAACUGUAGUAUGAAACCAAAGGAGGUAACUUUCUUAAUGUUGGUUUGGAAAUCUCUCCAUUACAUGAUCCCAUAAUUUUCAUUGGAUUUUCAUAGGAGUUGUUGGUUUUUGCAGCGGUCAUGUUUGAAUUGAGCAACAAACUGUGACUGUCAGAUAACAUCUGCUUAUUAACUGGAGAAAAGGCAGAUCCCCAUUAUAUUGCGUAUGUCAGCUUUCUCCCCAAUCUCUGCAUGCAAUUCAAUGAGCAAUAACUCUUCUUAGUCCCAAUGACCAGGGUAAUGCCAUUCUUGAGCUUAUUGUCAGAAGAUACAAGUGAAUAAUGUAGGCUGGCUUAUCCUUCAGCUUUACUUAUUGGGUUUAUUGCCUUACCCAGGCGACUUGACUAAGAUCCAGACCUCACUGCAUUGGAUGAGGAAUUACAGGGAAAAUUAAACUUGAAAAGCUUGAAUUAUGAUAUCCAAUGUAAAAAUCCUGAGUUCCACUUGCAUACUUUAUUCAGUUGUUAUUUCCUGUUCAAAAUAAAUCAAUAAUGCAAGUCUAAAGAGUCAAAUGGACAAACUAACUGCUACUUGUGUUUAUAAUGGCCAGGUUAAUGAGGAAUCUCUUUAAUUCAUUAAUGUUUCAAAGCCCCUAAGCACACUGCACAAUAAUUUCAAUACAUAAUCUUUUGUGACAAUAAGAAACUAAGAGAUAAAAUUGAGUAAGAUCUGGUCAUGUCAAUUUCCAGACCCUCUUGGAGAUUGAUCAUGCACAAAGCCUUCAAUUACCACAAAAGUUAAUUGCAGAAGUGACAGCUAAUCUGAUGAAACCUAAUUGUAUCUGUGGAUUAGGAUUGUCUAGCAGUGUGGCUGAGAGCAUUCAGCAGUCCUCCUGGUUGUGCUUGUCUUAUGAGUAAUGCAGGGGAGGAUUUUGGAUUGCUUCUGGCACCAUACAUGAUGCAAGAGGAUCCAACUUCUCGAAUUAGUUUUUAUUUCUAGACUUGUCAAUUUUACCUGAAUUAGCACAAAUUGAGGAAAGUAGUUGUGGACACCAUUGAACAACUUAUUUUAAUGUAGAGGAAUUAGUCAGUUUAAUGAAUUAAAAUUGUUUUUGAUAGUAGCUAGCAAAGAAAUAGUCAAGGGGAACAAGCACAUAACUUUUAGAAUUCGUAUCUUUCCUAUUCCAUUUUUCUAUAUUGAACUUUUAUAAUGGAUUUAGCAUGUAUGUUAACUUCAUUUUAAAAUACUUCCACGACCAAUUUCUUAACCCGUUUUUGGAUAGCCAGCAGCAUUGCUACUGGGAAUGUAAUGAUAAACACAUCUAACUUUAAAAAAAAAUAUGGAGCAGUAUGAAAUUACUGUGUUGUUUAUUGAACAUAAAUUCAAGCUUUCAUAUAUCUGAUUGCACUCACUGCCAUUUGUGUGCCAAGUGCAGUAGUUUUGCCAGAGGUUUCACAGAUAGUGGUGUCCUGCAGGCCAACAGAGCAACUCUGUUUCAGAAAAGCAAUGCGUGUUUGAACAGGUAUUUCUAAGGUUAUCUUUUACAAACCCUGCAUUAAUAUAGCAUGAACAAGGAGGAAGUUAGGUAAUGAAGUCUUCACAUGCAUUCUAAGUAAAAUUGUAUGUUGUAACAUCAGUUAGGGUUUGUUUUUUGAUCUAGUAUUUACAGGGUUUGAAAACUUUUGAGAUACUUAGGAGUACUAUAAUAUGGGUUUUCAUUCUAUAAACAUGCAUCAUGACAGACUACAUCGACAUUAUAAAAGAUUCUCAAAAAAUACAAAGAUUCAAAUUUUAACACAAAUAAUAAAAAUUGAUUACAGGAAGUAAAUUUUAAAGGAAUGGUGUAUUUGAUAGUUUCUUUAAAGAUUUACAAGUUGCAAAUCAGGGCUUAGAAUGAAACGAAAAUUGAACCUUAAGUAGCUAACCUAUAAUCAACACUGUACACUGGACUAAUACUAUUUCCUUUGCUUAUUUUUAACUUUUUUUUUCUUUUUACAUUCUUCUCAGUGCUUCAGCUCACCUGUGGUGUGUUGUAUGCUGAAAUAUUUUCUGUUGUGGCAUCAGUGUGGACUUUGUAACUGAGUGCAGCAUGGAAAUUUUAUUGUUCAGUGUGGCUUUUCAAAUAUGCAGCCCUUUCAUCUUGAUCACUUGGCAUCCAUUGUGCUUCUGUAGUACUGUUGCAUUACAGAAGUAAGUGGCUGAUCAAAUAAUGAAGGCUAAAUCCACAGUGCAUAGCUGCUGAGACAGCAUUUAGCGUGCACAAUUCCUUUUCUUAUAAUGUUUGUUUCAAGGAGAAAAUAAUGGGUAGUGAGGAUAAGAAAAAUCAACCAUGGAAGCCUGCCAUGGACAAUGUUUAAUGUAGAGCACUGUUUAAAUCUGGGAGUUUCUUCAUGUUACACUGCUGUACAUGCACUCAUCUGAAAUAACGCAAUUUAUGUUAAGUUUUAAAUUUAGUUGCUUUUUGUAUUUAAAAAAAAAAACUUGGUAGACCAAAUUAUGCUUUGUUGCACAAAUUUUGACAAAACACUCAUUUGGUGCUUUGGCCAUUCUUUAGUAUUCAUACUGCUUACUUUUGGCAUUUCAAGUAGUUCCUUGGGAUGAUUACAGUGUUGUUUCAUUAAAUGGGUGGAAGAGAGUCCAAAAUUUCAGUCUCUUAACAUCCAGAAACUUUUGGGUGCCCAAGUUUGGAAUUUUUGAAUGGCCAUCCAACUUUCUGCACUUUGGAUUGGGAGACAUGCAAGUUCAUUCUGAGCUAUUGUUGCAUUGUUGAAGGAACAUGCAAGCUUGGCAUACUAAUUCUAAUUGUUCUCUCAAACGUUCUGGUUUGAAGAAGGUAUUGAACUGAUUUAUAGAAUUACAUUGGGGAUAAAAUAUACUGCAAGAUCUGUAGCCUCAUGCAUUUUUGAGACUUGGAAAUAUUCUAAAGCAUUUGUCAAAGCUGCUUAGGAUAACAUAUAUCAUAUGCUCAGGGACAGAUUGAGAAUGACCACCUUGUGUUGAGCUGAAGAUUGUGUAUUUCACCAUGGUUCAUGAAUACUGUAUGUUAUAGAAGUGUAAUUUCUAUUUAACCUAACACCUCAUCAAUUCCCACACACUCAAACUGGGUGUGUUCCUUCAAUGCAGUUCAGUAUUCAACUGAAGUAAUUUACAGUUAAAUACUUGUUCUAAAUACUGGGUUGGGGCAAAAGAAGAACUGUACGAUAAAAAUUAGUAAUCAGUAUGGAUCAAUGGGGAAAAUGUCUCUUCGUACAUUGUAUAUGUUUGCAUGGUCUUUUAAGCAGUUAACAACUGGGUUGACAGACCCUACAAGUGUUGAAUCCCAGCCAAGCAAUGAAAUGCUGUUUUUCUAACCAUUUUUUUUAGAGGAUGUAGAGAUUCUGCUUUUCCCCCCUCCUUUUGCAUUAAGAGCGUUUAUUGGGAAGCAAACACCAUGACCUAAUUUGAAUUUAAAGACCAUUUUAAGGAAACAAAAUAUGAAGGAGCUACCAUCGGUUCUCAGAAUCUUCGAUCUAACCCCGACCACCACACCACCCUCCCCUUCCCCCCAGCUUGCAUUCUUAUCAGACUUGGUGUGAUUCAGUGUGCACAGCUGCUCAGCAGUAGUCUAGGUGGAUGUGAUCUGAACUAUUUCCCUGUUCUAAUUUUUAAAAAAGUUGGGAUUUUGAAUAGCAGCAUCUUACAGAAUGAGUAGAUUGUGUUUGGUGUGCGGUGUAGUGCUGUAUGACAGCUUUUCUGUUCAAAAUAAAAUGAGCAUAUGCAACACAUAGGCACAGCAGAAUCACCCCAGUGAGAGUUACGUACAUUUUUGUUAGAGGCACACUUUUUUAAAAAUUUGACUUUCAAACACUAUGCUUAAUAAAAAAAAAAAAAUAUUAUUUUGGUACUUAUUUAGUCUCGGUCAGUGUCGUCUUCCGGAAAUUAGUUGUAAAGCACCAUUUUACAUUGGAUAACAUAAACCAGAAAUUCUGACAAUUCCUUUCUGAGCCAGUUCAAUUAUGUGUAAAUUCAUACAUUGUUAUUUUUUUAAAAGCAAUCUGACAAGUAGAUGAGCUCAGAUUUAAAAAGAAACUUCAAGGCAUGUUUAUUGUAACAAGAAUUGUUAUGUAUUAAUACUUAAGUUUUCAAUAAAGAUUGACUUGUGUUGCUUA
Molecule: messenger RNA, 6073 nt
Organism: Rhincodon typus (whale shark)
Lineage: Eukaryota; Metazoa; Chordata; Chondrichthyes; Orectolobiformes; Rhincodontidae
Gene: fam168b
Product: family with sequence similarity 168 member B
Exons: 7
Coding region: 142-726 (194 amino acids)
Source: RefSeq, a predicted model, not a curated record